CUCUACCGACUCCCGCCGGAUCAGUGACUGAUCGCGCGCUGGACCAAAGAAGUGAGGCGCGAGAGGCGGGGUUUAUGCAAAUGAGGCGCAGUGAGGAGACGCUCGAGCUUCAGUGAGGCACUUUGUGAACACCACUUCUUAUGAUCUUUCGUCGAUAUAAAAUCAUCGCAACAUGGCCUCAAAGUGCCCCAAGUGUGACAAGACUGUGUAUUUUGCUGAGAAGGUGUCAUCUCUGGGGAAGGACUGGCAUAAGUUCUGUCUGAAGUGUGGCCGCUGUAACAAAACCCUGAACGCAGGGGGACAUGCUGAGCAUGAUGGGAAGCCCUUCUGCCACAAACCAUGCUAUGCUGCCCUCUUUGGUCCAAAAGGUGUGAACAUUGGCGGAGCAGGGUCCUAUGUGUAUGAAGCCCCCGUCAGCAAUAACCUAGCCUCUACUGACUUGAACGCCCCCCCCAAGCCUGCUGAGGAAAAGAAAGUGUUUGUACCCAGGGCACCUGUCAAAGCUUCCAGCAUCACCACCUUCUCUGGUGAGGCCAACCUGUGUCCCAGGUGCAGCAAGAAGGUCUACUUUGCUGAGAAGGUGACGUCCCUGGGGAAGGACUGGCAUCGGCCCUGUCUCCGCUGUGAGAGGUGCAGCAAGACCCUGGCCGCCGGCAGCCACGCAGAGCAUAAUGGCCAGCCAUACUGCCACAAGCCAUGCUAUGCUUGUCUCUUUGGACCCAAAGGAGUGAACACUGGAGGUGUUGGCAGCUACAUCUAUGAGAAGGAGGUCAGCACAGAGGCCCAGCCCUGAGCUACUGCGGUCUCAGGUCCCCAGCCUCAACCUAAGCUCUCCAAUACUAAUACCACAAUCCAACACAGUAUUAUUAACACUAGGCUUUAGCCCCUAUAGCUCCUUCUAUAAGCAGCCCUGAGAGAUCCAAGGCCUCUCUUCCAGCUCCUCCCAUUUAACCCCUGACCCCAAAUAUUUCACCACCUGGCCCAGCCCACCUCAGCCUCCUAGCACUGCAGUCCUCUAAUAUACACUAAUAUAUAUACACUAAUAUACAUAUACACUGACCAAAAGUAUGUGGACACCUGUUAGUCGAUUCCAAAAUCAUGGGCAUUAAUAUGGAGUUGGUCCCUCCUUU
Oncorhynchus tshawytscha (Chinook salmon) is the source of this 1130-nucleotide messenger RNA. It is a transcript of the gene crip2, whose product is annotated as cysteine-rich protein 2. The transcript has 8 exons. The record is from RefSeq and is a predicted model, not a curated record. NCBI's taxonomy places the organism in Eukaryota, Metazoa, Chordata, Actinopteri, Salmoniformes, Salmonidae. Bases 173 to 793 code for a protein of 206 amino acids.